Lactuca sativa (garden lettuce) is the source of this 1764-nucleotide messenger RNA. NCBI's taxonomy places the organism in Eukaryota, Viridiplantae, Streptophyta, Magnoliopsida, Asterales, Asteraceae. The record is from RefSeq and is a predicted model, not a curated record.
CUUGUUACUUUGGUCUUUGGGUUUUCCAUGUUUGAAACGUUUACAGUCCUUUGUAUUCCAUUUAAGCAAAACCUCCCUUCUCUACUCUUCUUCAAAAAAUAUGGUAUCGGAACUCGUAAGAAGGCUUCGCUAGGGUUCCUCUUUUCCCUCUAUCUUUGGAAGCUUCAUACAGGGUUGCUUGCAGUUGAGUUUGAGUUUGAAUUCGAGUUCGAGUUCGAAGUAGUGUAUAUUAAUUUUAUUUGGAGAUGAUAAAUUUGAUUUCGACAGGAGGGUUUUUUCAGUAAUCGAGUGACAAGUGGAAAAUUCCUGUUCUAUUGAGAUGCCGACGACAAGUGGUUACGCGAUGCCUUUCGGGACCUUUCGCCGUUCAAUAAUGGGGAUUGGAAACGAUCAUAAUCAAGUUUAUUCCAUGGACGUCAACAGCGAUUCCAGCUCUGAAUUCCAUUGUGAACUCGGAUCAUUUGAACACCAAGUCUUCCGCCAAUUCCGCGCCCUUUCAGCAGCUUCUCCCGAUGAACUACUUUCUCUCAAUUGGGUAUCCAAAUUAUUAGAUGCUUUCAUAGCUUGUCAAGAAGAUUUCAACAUCAUUCUUUCCACCCACGAAGCAAAUCUCUCAAAACCCCCUUUAGAUAAAUUUCUAACAGAAUUCUUCGAUAGAAGUAUCAGGGCACUCGACAUCUGUAAUGCUAUCCGUGAUGGACUUGAAAAGAUUCGACUUUGGUAUAAACAUUUGGAAAUCGUUUCAAGUGCUUUCGAUUCAAAACCAAGAAACGUGAUAAUUGAAGGUCAAUUUAGGCGUGCAAAAAAAGCUUUGACUGAUUUAGCCAUCAUCAUGCUCGAUGAAAAUAAAGAAUCUGCAUCCGUUUUUUCAACCAGAAACCGAUCUUUUGGGCGCCUAAACAAAGGGAAUAAAGACAAUCAACAAAAAGCAGGACACUCAAGGUCACUUUCAUGGAGUGUCCCUAAUUCAUGGUCAGCAAGUAAGCAACUUCAGUCAAUAGCUAAUGGAUUACUCCCACCUAAACCCCAUGAAAUUUCUGCCACUAAUGGCUUAGCUACAAUCGUUUACACAAUGGGUUUUGUUCUGAUGUUUGUUUUAUGGGCUCUGGUGGCUGCAAUUCCAUGCCAAGAUCGGAAUCUCCAAUUCCAUUUAUCUAUUCCAAGACAAUUCUCAUGGGGGACUCCAUUAAACCUUCUUCACAUUCGAAUCAUGGACGAAUCCAAGAAACGCGAACGCAAGAACAGUGCUGGGCUUCUUAAAGAGAUUUCCCAAAUGGAAAAGUCAAUUCAUUUGAUCACGGAUUUUGUUGAUUCCAUUCAUCAAUUUCCAUUGACUGAAGAACAGAAAGAAGAAGUGCAAAUGGGAAUUCAAGAGGCGUCUUUAGUUUGUAAUGCAUUAAAGAAUGGAUUGGAUCCUCUGGAACGCCAACUUAGAGAAGUAUUUCGCAAAAUCAUGUCUUGUAGGACUGAAGGCCUUGAAAUCCUUGGAAGGGUAUAAUCUUGCAAAAUGGUCAAAAGGGUAAAAAUAAUGGUAAUUUGUGUAGCUUGAGUAUACAUUUUAUGUGCUUUAUAUCUUUAUUCAUGUUUCUUUAUGUUAUUUUUAUUGGGUUCGGGGUUUGGGUUUGGGUUUGGGUUUGGGUACGGGUUCACCCAUUAAUUAAUCUUCUUUUCCUAUGUAUUAUCUUUUUGUUGCUUUUGAUAAUUUCAUUCAUUCUUAUAUAUGUAUCCAAGAAUCCAAGAUUGUUUGACUAAGGUUUUAUUUUA